AUGUCCCUGACGCCAUCACUUAACCGUUCAGCUAUUCGUUCAAGAUACAAAUACUUUGCUGUCCUCCUUGUCAGCUUUGCCAUCCCUCUCAUUUAUCGCACCGCCUAUCCGUACACAGGAAGCAUCUGGCAAACCCCCACCGUACAACCAACCACACAAGCCGCAAGCAUGGGUUCUGAUUCCUCACGUCCCAAAAGUUCUUCACGAACACCCGUUUACUUCCUCGGCAUUGGCGGGCCCAACUUCAUGGAAAAUACGGAGCAUCCUGCGUAUUCUAAACUAGCGGCAAUCGGGCAGGAGAUCACGACGAAAGUCAAGCCAAAGGCAGUGGUCGUCUUCUCGGCUCACUGGCAAGACGGCCCGAGCAAGGUAAGUAUCAAUGUCGCCGAGCAGACGGAUAUAAUUUAUGAUUUCUACGGCUUCCCACCGCAUUACUACGAAUACAGGUUUCCGUACAAGGGGAGCCCGGAGGUUGCUGAAAAGGUAAUUGAGAAGCUAUCGGCUGCUGGUAUUGAGGUUGAGAAAGUGAAAAGAGGUCUUGAUCAUGGCGUGUGGGCGGGCUUCAUAGUUGGGAUUCCCUUGCUGACACUGACAGCUUUUGAUCCAAAGAAGAACCCUCUGAAUGUACCAAUCGUGCAAGUCUCGCUGUUCAACAACGAGGAUACCGAUGAACAUUAUCGAAUGGGCCAGGCACUGGAAGGCCUACGAAAUGAAGGUAUUUUAAUCGUUGGCGCGGGAAUGGCUGUGCACAAUUUGCGUGACUUCCGCGCCAUACGGGACACCGGGAAGACCAUGCCUUACACUUUCAGCUUUGAUGAGGCAUUGAAAGAGGCUGCCAGUGCAGAGCCAGAGGAACGUCAGGCGAGGAUGUUGGCUUUGAUGGAGCGAAGUGACGCCCGGAAGGCACAUCCAAGCUUGGAGCAUAUUCUUCCGAUUCAUGUUGCUGCGGGUGCUGCAGGCUCGGAUAUCGGCCAACAAUUGUGGACUUUUCCAGAAUUGAGUCUGAGUUGGGCGCAGUAUCGUUUUGGGAAGGUUGAAGCAGCGUAA
Molecule: messenger RNA, 1047 nt
Organism: Lachnellula hyalina
Lineage: Eukaryota; Fungi; Ascomycota; Leotiomycetes; Helotiales; Lachnaceae
Gene: DODA
Product: 4,5-DOPA dioxygenase extradiol
Exons: 3
Coding region: 1-1047 (348 amino acids)
Molecular function (GO): zinc ion binding; ferrous iron binding; oxidoreductase activity, acting on single donors with incorporation of molecular oxygen
Source: RefSeq, a predicted model, not a curated record